UUUACUGGUUGCAAAAGAUCACUUCUUAUAUACAGUCGGAGGGUGUUUUGUACAGAUGCUGAUGGUUUCAGCUAACAAUGUGUAGUUUCUGUGGAGAAUAACGUGGUUUGGUUUUAUGAAAACGUCAUCUGACUUUCCCCUCCUCUCCUCCUCCUCGCCUCCUCUCCUCCCCUCCCCUCCUCCUCCAGCUCGGUAAAGGUUGCUCCCUCCACCUGGCCCAGCGCUGGAGCCAGCUGUUCAACAUCCAGCUGAGGAGGAUACCGAUUUUAUCCAAGGACUCGGCACCGGGACUCAUCAUGGCCACAGGAUCUGUCGGCAGAAACUUGGCCAACAAGCCCAACGUGUACGUAUCCAGCAGCGCCGGAGCUCGCUGGAGAGAGGCCCUGGCAGGCCCUCACUUCUACACAUGGGGGGACCACGGUGGUAUCCUGAUGGCUAUCGCUCAGGGAGGAUCCACCAAACAAGUGAAGUUCAGCACCAACGAAGGAGAGACGUGGUUCGACUUCCAGUUCUCGGACCGGGCGGUGUACGUGUACCAGCUGCUCACCGAGCCCGGGGAGAAGAGCACCAUCUUCACCAUCUUCGGCUCCUACGCCGACCAGCGGCACGGCUGGCUCAUCCUGCAGGUCAACACCUCCGACGUCCUGGGUAGGUGUCGAACGCAGACGGAGACCUCCGUCACACUCUGCUCAACUCAUCCGUCCUGGAACAUCCAAGAGCCCUGGUUCUUCUGCCUGGAGAGAG
This is a messenger RNA of Anarrhichthys ocellatus (wolf-eel), 744 nucleotides long. Its product is annotated as sortilin-related receptor-like. Lineage: Eukaryota; Metazoa; Chordata; Actinopteri; Perciformes; Anarhichadidae. Gene Ontology annotation, biological process: protein targeting to lysosome; protein retention in Golgi apparatus; post-Golgi vesicle-mediated transport. The annotation marks the transcript as partial. Gene Ontology annotation, cellular component: membrane; Golgi apparatus. The record is from RefSeq and is a predicted model, not a curated record. The transcript is spliced from 5 exons.